This is a messenger RNA of Raphanus sativus (radish), 906 nucleotides long. RefSeq names its product factor of DNA methylation 5-like. The transcript is spliced from 3 exons. The coding region runs from base 1 to 906 and encodes 301 amino acids. NCBI's taxonomy places the organism in Eukaryota, Viridiplantae, Streptophyta, Magnoliopsida, Brassicales, Brassicaceae. Gene Ontology annotation, biological process: gene silencing by siRNA-directed DNA methylation. The record is from RefSeq and is a predicted model, not a curated record.
AUGAACCCUAACCAAAAGUCUGAAAGCGAUAAACUUGCAGAUGGGCUGGCUAAGAAAAUUGUGGAGGAGAUAGAAAAGCGGGCGAACGAAAUGACGAAGAAAAAGAAUGAAGAGCUGAAGAAAGUAAAGAAAGAGAAGGAUGAAGAGCUGAAGAAAGCAAAGAAAGAGAAGGAUGAAGAGCUGAAGAAAGUAAAGAAAGAGAAGAAUGAAGAGCUUAAGAAAAUAAGGAAAGAGAAAAAUGAAGAGCUUAAGAAAGUAAUCACGGAGAAGGAUGAAAUGUUGAAGAGAGUGAUGAAGGAGAAGAACGAAGAGCUUGAGAAAGUAAUAAAUGACAAUGAUAAAUUGCUGGAGGAUGAGCGUUGUGAAUUAGAAGAGUUAGGGAAAAUAAACUCGGCACUGCUCAUAAAAGAACGUCAAAGCACUGAUGAAAUACAAGAAGCACGCACAGAAUUGAUUAGGGGAUUCAGAGAUUUAUCUGGUGAAGGAUCCAUGAUCGGAGUAAAGCGGAUGGGAGAAGUAGAUGAAAAACCUUUUCUGAAAGUAUGCCAGCAGAGAUUCACCACUAGAGAAAACGUUGCGCUGCAGCAUGCCAUGCUCUGCUCAAAAUGGCAGGAAAACCUCAAGGACCCAGCAUGGUACCCAUUUAAACGAGUGGGGACUGGAGAAAAUAUGAAGGAAGUUGUGGAUGAUAAAGAUGAGAAACUUAAAAAAUUGAGUGAAGAGUGGGGAAAAGACGUGAAGAACGCAGUGAAGACAGCACUUGAGGAGCUUAACGAGUUUAACCCAAGUGGUAGGUUUACAAUUCCUGUACUGUGGAAUUUUGAACAUGGGAGAAAAGCCACACUCAAAGAAGGUAUUGCUCACAUGACUCAGCAGAUCAAAAAUCUCAAACGCAAACGAACCUAA